ACUGAUCGUCGCUGGAAGCUGUUUUCUAAACAAACAUUUUAUACCUGUUAAAGAAACAUAAAACCAGAUUGUUUCAGACAUGAAAACCACGAGGAGGUCCACGGAUAUUUUAUACAUUCUCACUCUUUGUCACGCGCUUCUUGCCGAACGGCUAUUGAGAAACGAAAGUCGAAUUAACGAUCACACGCUUGUUCAACAAUCGGGUUGCAGAAUUUCUGAGAGAACAACUUUGGCAGAGUUCAACAUGGAACAAUUUUUGGGUGAUUGGUAUGAACUCUUCAAAACCAAAUCAGGAUUUGUAAGUUUGCAGUCUGGGUUAUGGCGGCUAGAAGUAAAUGAAAAUAAGAAACUAAUCUUUACCUACGUCGCAAAAGCCGAGUAAGUAUCAGUUCAAAGUAAGU
Molecule: messenger RNA, 401 nt
Organism: Limulus polyphemus (Atlantic horseshoe crab)
Lineage: Eukaryota; Metazoa; Arthropoda; Merostomata; Xiphosura; Limulidae
Exons: 3
Coding region: 80-382 (100 amino acids)
Source: RefSeq, a predicted model, not a curated record